GGGCUUUCGUCGUAAGCUCCAGCAUUUCUCAGUUUCUCUCUCUUCUUCUGCAAGCUUUUCUUUCGACUCCCAAGGCUCGAGGGGGAAAAAAAUGGAAAAUGGCGAGACGUCUAGUGAUCUUCAGUCGCGCCCAUGGCAAUCGUACAACACUGUCUACACCAACGCCAAAGCGGGAAUGGAGGGAGUUGAUAAGGAGAAAGUCCAAAAGGUUGUAUACGAAAUGAGCAAGGGAUCCAAGUAUUUUCAGAACGAGGAACGUAAGGAAGCUCUUAUUCGACAAAAAAUCGAGCACAUGCGUGAAAGGUGUUCAAAGCUCGCUUCUUCCGAUUUAUCUUCUUAUCAGAAGGUGGUGGAUAAAAGGAUUUUAGAGCUAGAAGCUACACGUGACCUCUCCAGAAUUUGGCUGCAUGUCGAUAUGGAUGCUUUUUAUGCUGCUGUUGAAACUUUGAGUAAUCCUUCACUCAAGGGGAAGCCCAUGGCUGUUGGAAGCUUGUCCAUGCUUUCUACAGCUAAUUAUGAGGCAAGGAAAUUUGGAGUUCGUGCAGCAAUGCCAGGCUUCAUUGCUCGUAAAUUGUGUCCCGACUUAAUAAUUGUUCCUACUGAUUUCACUAAGUAUAUCCAUUAUAGUGAUUUAACAAGAAAAGUUUUUAGGAAUUAUGAUCCUAAUUUUGUCGCUGCCAGUUUGGAUGAAGCCUACCUCGACAUUACUGAGGUUUGUAGAGAAAGAGGCCUUUCAGGAGGAGAAAUCGCAGAAGAUCUCAGAUCUUUUGUUUUUUCUGAGACCGGUCUGACAUGUAGUGCUGGAGUAGCUCCAAAUCGCUUACUCGCAAAGGUUUGCUCAGAUAUAAACAAGCCUAAUGGGAAGUUUCUUCUACCAAAUGAUCGUGUGGCUGUCAUGACAUUCAUAUCUUCCCUUCCUAUAAGGAAGGUUGGGGGAAUCGGUAAGGUGACAGAACAUAUCCUGAAAGAUGCUUUGGCAAUAAAAACAUGUGAAGACAUGGUACACAAGGGAUCUCUCCUCUAUGCACUUUUCUCUUGGUCUUCAGCAGAUUUUUUUCUUUCUGUUGGACUGGGGCUUGGGAGGACAGAUACCCCUCAGGCGAGGUCUCGUAAGAGUAUUAGUAACGAAAGGACAUUUGCCGCUACAGGAGACGAAAUGGUGCUUUACCGUAAAUUGGCUGAAAUUGCAGAACUGCUGUCUGAUGACAUGAAAAAGGAGGGCCUGUCUGCAAAAACGUUGACACUUAAAUUGAAAACCGCCUCUUUUGAGAUUAGGACCAGAGCUGUAAGCCUGCAAAAGUACACAUUUUCAAGCGAGGACAUAUUAAAGCAUGCUUCAAAACUGUUGAAGGCGGAACUUCCCGUUUCUUUAAGGCUGAUAGGAUUGCGUAUGUCUCAAUUCAAUGAAGAAAAACGGAAUGGUGAUGCUUCACAGACCGCUAUUACCAAAUUCAUUGUUCCAACAGAUUCCUUUGGGAGAAAUCUGCAUAAUCAUGGCUCAAUGGAUUUAGAUGCUCGUAAAGACUGCUUAAGUAACGACAACAGCUUGAGCUUGUCCUUUGAUACUCAUGAGAUGAGCUACGAUGACGAUGGCAAUGUCAUGGAAGCUGACCCAAAUCAAGAACAUGCAAGAAAUGAAGAAAUCAACACAAGGAACACCAUGGAUGAUUCUUGCCAUGCAUUUAGAGCUCUAGAUAAAGAAAUGUCGCAACUCGUGGAAGUUGAUGCAUUGCUGGGGAAACACGAGGGUUGCAAACAAGAUACAAUGGGUGAGGAAUCAUUUGCAGUUUCGCCAAUUAGGGAAAUGGAGCAACUAUUUUGGGUCGAUGGCCUCAAAUGUUCGAUAUGUGGGAUUGAGGUGCCUCCAAAUUUUUCCGAGGAAAGGCGAGAGCACUCUGAUUUCCAUCUUGCGGAGAGACUUCAAAAGCAAGAAUCCGUUCCGAGUUCUUCAGCCACACCCAUCUCGAAACGGAGUGUUAGGGCCGUCGAGAAAGCAAAGGGAAAAAAGGGAAAGAAGCAGAAGUCGGGGCCAAAGGAGAGCAAUUAUAUUCCCAUACAUGCAUUUUUCACAAAGAGCAACCAAAACUUCUGAGCCUCUUCUUCCACGCAAGUAUUUAUAGUAUUGUGCAUUGUUGAAAUUAUUUAUAAUUAGAUCGGUAUAGUUCGGCUUAGUAUAGGUUGAUUCUUAAAUAAAUAACCGCCCAUUUUUUAAUUCCAUAGAGUUUAAUGUUGUAUGGUAUGGAAGAAAAAUAAAUUAGUACAGAUUUCACAACCCUUGAAGAUAUAUUUUGGCUAGGAUUUCCUAAUGUCUAUUUAAUCCCAAAAUUUGAUAU
Molecule: messenger RNA, 2333 nt
Organism: Tarenaya hassleriana
Lineage: Eukaryota; Viridiplantae; Streptophyta; Magnoliopsida; Brassicales; Cleomaceae
Product: DNA polymerase kappa
Exons: 14
Coding region: 92-2092 (666 amino acids)
Biological process (GO): error-prone translesion synthesis
Cellular component (GO): nucleus
Molecular function (GO): DNA-directed DNA polymerase activity; damaged DNA binding
Source: RefSeq, a predicted model, not a curated record